GCGCGGACCGCCGGCGGGCGGCUGAGAGGGGCUCACCUGCGGCAGGUGCUACGCGGAGCGGCCGGGCGCUGCGCGAGGAUGCUGCGCGAGCGGACGGUGCGGCUGCAGUACGGCAGCCGCGUCGAGGCGGUGUACGUGCUGGGCACGCACCUCUGGACCGACGUCUACAGUGCGGCCCCUGCGGGCGCCCAGACCUUCAGCCUGAAGCACUCGGAGCGCGUGCGGGUGGAGGUGGUGCGCGACGGGCACGCCGAGGAGGUGGCCACCAACGGCAAGCAGCGCUGGCCCCUGUCGCCCAGCACCACACUGAGGCUCACCAUGAGCCAGGCGAGCCCCGAAGCCAGCAGCGACAAGGUCACCGUCAGCUACUAUGAGGAGGAGGGGAUCACACCCGUCGACCAGGCUGGGCUCUUCCUCACGGCCAUCGAAAUCUCCCUGGAUGUGGACGCAGACCGGGACGGAGUGGUGGAGAAGAACAACCCAAGAAAGGCAUCCUGGACCUGGGGCCCUGAGGGCCAGGGGGCCAUCCUGCUGGUGAACUGUGACCGAGACACACCCUGGCUGCCCAAGGAGGACUGCAGUGAUGAGAAGGUCUACAGCAAGGAAGACCUGAAGGACAUGUCCCAGAUGAUCCUGCGGACCAAAGGCCCCGAGCACCUCCCCGCCGGCUACGAGAUCGUCCUCUACAUCUCCAUGUCGGACUCGGACAAAGUGGGCGUGUUCUAUGUGGAGAACCCCUUUUUCGGCCAGCGUUACGUCCACAUCCUGGGCCGGCGGAAGCUCUACCACACGGUCAAGUACACAGGCGGCUCCGCGGAGCUGCUGUUCUUCGUGGAAGGCCUGCGUUUCCCCGACGAGGGAUUCUCAGGCCUGGUCUCCAUCCACGUCAGCCUGCUGGAGUACAUGGCCGAGGCGAUCCCUCUGACGCCCAUCUUCACAGACACGGUGACGUUCCGCAUCGCUCCGUGGAUCAUGACCCCCAACAUCCUGCCUCCCGUGUCGGUGUUUGUGUGCUGCAUGAAGGACAACUACCUGUUCCUGAAAGAGGUGAAGAACUUGGUGGAGAAAACCAACUGCGAACUGAAGGUCUGCUUCCAGUACAUGAAUCGGGGAGACCGCUGGAUCCAGGAUGAAAUCGAGUUUGGCUACAUCGAGGCCCCGCACAAAGGCUUCCCCGUGGUGCUGGACUCCCCCAGAGAUGGAAGCCUGAAGGAUUUCCCAGUGAAGCAGCUCCUGGGCCCAGAUUUUGGCUAUGUGACCCGGGAGCCGCUCUUUGAGCCUGUCACCAGCCUUGAUUCCUUUGGGAACCUGGAAGUCAGUCCGCCAGUGACCGUGAAUGGCAAGACAUACCCCCUGGGCCGGAUCCUCAUCGGGAGCAGCUUUCCUCUGUCUGGUGGUCGGAGGAUGACCAAGGUGGUGCGGGACUUCCUGCAGGCCCAGCAGGUGCAGGCGCCCGUGGAGCUCUACUCAGACUGGCUGACCGUGGGCCACGUGGAUGAAUUCAUGACCUUCGUCCCCAUCCCAGGCACCAAGAAAUUCCGGAUGCUCAUGGCCAGCACCUCAGCCUGCUACAAGCUCUUCCGAGAGAAGCAGAAGGAGGGCCACGGGGAGGCCAUCAUGUUCAAAGGCCUGGGCGGGAUGAGCAGCAAGCGCAUCACCAUCAACAAGAUUCUGUCCAAUGAGAGCCUCGUGCAGGAGAACCAGUACUUCCAGCGCUGCCUGGACUGGAACCGGGACAUCCUCAAGAAGGAGCUGGGACUGACGGAGCAGGACAUCAUCGACCUGCCCGCCCUGUUCAAGAUGGACGAGAGCCGCCAGGCCAGGGCCUUCUUCCCAAACAUGGUGAACAUGAUUGUGCUGGACAAGGACCUGGGCAUCCCCAAGCCGUUCGGGCCCCAGGUGGAGGAGGUGUGCUGCCUGGAGACACAUGUGCGCUCCCUGCUGGAGCCCCUGGGCCUCUGCUGCACUUUCGUGGACGACAUCUCCGCCUACCACAAGUUUCUGGGCGAGGUGCACUGCGGCACCAACGUGCGCCGGAAGCCCUUCACCUUCAAGUGGUGGCACAUGGAGCCCUGAGCCGCCCGGGGCUGCCGUGAGCGGGUCGCAGCCCGUCGGCCACCCGAGCUGGGGCCGGACCAGCCUCUGUGGUCUUCAGUGUGAUUGCAGGAUGCCCUUCAGCAAUAGCCAUCAGGGAACUUGGGGGAAAACGUUCCUACUUUCAAUUUUACUUUUACUUACAGGACCUGGAAAGGGGCCACACAGCGAGGUCGUGGGAGGAGAGAACCCCCGAAACCGGCUUCUGCUCGUGCGGGGUUGAGGGUGGGGGUCUGGUUUUCCGAGGGCUUUCUCUGUCUUGGUGAGUUUUAAACGGAAGAGUGGAAAUCUAAAGCGAGGGAAGAGGGGGGGAAGGUGGCCCCAGUUGUCAGUUACCAGAACCUACUAAGAUCUCUAGAAGAAAGGGCCUCCGUGAGGGGAGGCGGCCUGGCUCCUCACCUAGUCGCGUGGCUGCGACGUGUUUACUCAAGGUCACCGUGUUUGGAGUGAGUACUCAGCAACCAAAGCUGAGUCAGGCGCUUGGAUAACAAAAAGGAGGAAACCCAGUUGUCGGGCUGACACACAGGGGCCCGGGUGCCCCCUCCCUCCCUGACUUCUCCAGACUUCCCCAGAGCACCCCCUGCCUGAACUGGACUGCAGGCCACCACUGAGGGGCCUUCAAGCAGUGGGGAGGGGUUUGGGGUAUCCGUGCCUUGCCCUCUCUCAGAAGGGCCUCAGCAUCCACCAUGUCACCUCCGCCUGUGAGCCUCCAUUCUGACCUUCCUGAAAAUAGCUGAACAUUUGGCCAGAGUCUGUAUAGCCCUGAUGUGAAAAACAAACAAAAAAAUCCCAGAACCCAAAACCUUCCCCCAGAAUCUUUAGUCUGUUAUCCAAAACUGGAUGAGAGGAGAAGGGAAGGACGUUCUGGGAUGACCAGUUUGCCCAGUAGCCAGACCCCGAGGGUCAAGGCAGCCAGCUUGGAAAAGGAUUCUGGAAUCCAGAUGUACCUUGAACUGCCACAUCCUUUGAAAUUCACUGCCCUUGGGGUGUCCAGGGGGCCACCCCCAUUUAUUCAUUCCUUUCCAGCCUGCCUCAGAUGCCCCCGGCUUGCCCUCUGCAGUGUAGGUACCACUGGCAGCCCCCAAUUCCCUGAGGGUCCAAUCAUCAAGCUCAGAACCUUUGCUGGAAGCAGAUUUUAUCAGCACAGCCUUCUCAGUUUCCAAGACGCUCCUUCUGCCUCAUCUUUCUCAUGGACCCAGGCUCUCCCAGAUGUUUGGGAGUUCCUCCCCACACCAGCAUCCCUGUGGCCCAAGAGUUCCUUGUACAAAGAUGCCCCAGGGCGAGCUGUGUAAUCCAUCUUUUCUGCCAGGUUCUCAAUUCUCUGGCCUCCCCAACCCCUCUCCUCUCGCGGCCUCUACUUCCUGCUCCCAUGCUGUCUCUCCAGGCAGCUAGACAAGGACUUCAUCCCCGCCAGCCAGGCUCAGACCUCCCCACCGCAGGACACAAUUAGAGACCCACCUCUCCUCUCCAGAUGUUAGGCGCAAGACAUAAAGACCCUGCCCUAAGCUCCAGCCCGAACAGCCAGUUCUGGGCCAGCUACUGGCCUUAGAGAUGGACCGAUUACCCCCACUGAAGUUUCUUAGUACAUUUGCUGAAAAUCCUUUCAUUUGGACAUAAUCAGAUUCAUUCCCUGGCUCCCACUGAAAAGACUUAGUUCCAGCUUUAAAAUUUCCUUUUAAGGACAGCUGACUUUGGAGAAUAAGUGAAUUAUAAUUCCACUUUGAGGGUUAAAAAGGAGCUGAUUUAUAACCAACGAAAAGUUUGUAAAUUUGGAUUCCUGAAGAAUUGAGAUUUUCUUCUUGGAUUAUUCACUCAUUCAACAAACCUGUAUUGUGUGGCUGAGUACCAGGCACAGGGGUGGGCUCUGAAGGUACAGGGCCCAGUAGCAAACGGGGUCUGGCCCUGGCCUCCAGGAGGCAGCCACCCGCAUUUAAAUGGCCAGCAUUUGCCCUUUCCGCGAUGCACUCUUUAGAAAUACCACUUCACUAUAUUCAGGAAAUGAACAGGAUGCAGCGCUUCCAUAAGUCACUAUCUCAGUGAAAUGAGAGGGGCGGGUCUUCUUUAAACAAGCCUUCUGCCCGUCCAGCUGGGCCAGUACUCCCGCAGCAGAUGGGACCCCAGCGCCUUCAGAAGCUGUUGUUCCUGCUUUGGGAACAGUGGCUUCUGCCUUUGGGGGCCCAAGCCCCAGGUUUCUCCAACCCCAGAGCUGAAGACAUCAAGUGCCUAUUUGUGAAUGUUUAUCUGGAGACUUAGAGUUUGCUGUGUGUUUUUGUGUUUGGUUAAUGUGUGUUUUGGGGCUUUCUUUUUUUUUUAGUCUGCCUUACGGGGAAGUGGGCACUUCCCAUGUGGAGACGGUGUGUAUUUCUAGAUUUUUCUAAGGCUCUCCCCAUCAUUAAGUCAGCAGUUUCUGAUAAUUCUGAAGCCCCUAGGCCUCAGACACCCUUCCCCAUCUUGCUUGCCCACCUGUGUGACUACCCUUGCUGUGGAUUUUCCCCCCAGCAUCCCUGGACUCAUCAUUCUUCCCCACCCACCACUUUAUCUAUAAACAUAGGCCUAGAAUACACUUCUGUGUUUCAAAACUCAGCCAAGGUCCUGUUUCGAUCUUUACUUUGAAAUACUUUAAAUAAGAGAGCAGAGGGUAUCGUGAAGAUGAUGAGAAGUGGGACAUGGUUUCAACUUUCUGGAUGAGAGCCAAUGCAGGAGAUCACGACAUGUUUGGGAAAGUGCCUGAUUAAACAACAACAAAAUAAAUGGUCGGAGGGAAGUCA
Cervus elaphus (red deer) is the source of this 4862-nucleotide messenger RNA. It is a transcript of the gene PADI2, whose product is annotated as peptidyl arginine deiminase 2. Gene Ontology annotation, molecular function: calcium ion binding; protein-arginine deiminase activity. NCBI's taxonomy places the organism in Eukaryota, Metazoa, Chordata, Mammalia, Artiodactyla, Cervidae. The transcript is spliced from 16 exons. Bases 79 to 2076 code for a protein of 665 amino acids. Gene Ontology annotation, cellular component: cytoplasm. The record is from RefSeq and is a predicted model, not a curated record.